GUUUUGUCCACGUGGUGCACUUCCGGCGCACUCCGUGAGCAGACAUGGCGGCCCCCAGCCGGACCGCUGCUGGGUGGGUGCGGGCGGCACUUAGGAUCUGGCGGUCGAGCAGAGGAAGCGCCGUUGUGGCCAGAGGUUCCUGCGUGGCCCCUCCCAGUCGCUGCUGCCAUGGACGGGGCUCAGCCUUGGACCACUUCCUGGGGGUCUCCAAGCCGGGCUACGACGCUGCCCAUCCGGCCCCUCCUGUGUCCCUGCACUGGGACAAACAGGCUCUUCUUGUGGCCCAUCCUCCCGACAUGCCGGAGAACUCUCGCAUCCUUCGGGUCGUCAUCCUGGGAGCCCCAAAUGCUGGGAAGUCCACGCUUUCCAACCAGCUGCUGGGCCGCAAAGUUUUCCCUGUCUCCAAGAAGGUACAUACCACUCGAUGCCAGGCCUUGGGGGUCAUCACGGAGGAGGAGGUGCAGGUGGUUCUCCUGGACACGCCUGGUCUUAUCAGCCCUGCCAAGCAGAAGAGGCAUAACCUAGAACAGUCCCUUUUGAAGGAUCCCUGGAAAAGCAUGGAGGCCGCAGACCUGGUCGUGGUUCUAGUAGAUGUGUCAGACAAGUGGACCCGAGGCCGGCUGAACCAACAGGUUCUCAAGUGCUUGUCUCAGUUCCCCCAAGUCCCCAGCAUCCUGGUUAUGAAUAAGGUGGAUUGUUUGAAACAGAAGUCGGUCCUUUUGGAGUUGACAGCGACCCUCACAGAAGGUGUGGUCAAUGGCAAGGAGUUGCGAGUGAAGCCGACUUCCCCGGUCUCUGACCCCCAGAAGGCCCUGGCAGAGUCAGACCCCAAGGCCCCGCAAGGCCUCGAGAGGGUGGGCUGGCCCCACUUCCGGGAGAUCUUCAUGCUCUCUGCCCUGAGUCAGGAAGACGUGGAGACCCUGAAGCAAUACCUCCUGGCCCAGGCCCAGCCAGGGCCCUGGGAGUUCCACAGUGAAGUGCUCACCAGCCAGACGCCCCACGAGAUCUGUGCCAAUAUAAUUCGGGAGAAGCUUUUGGAGCACCUGCCUCAGGAGGUGCCCUACAGUGUGCAUCAGGAGACCAAGCUCUGGGAAGAGGGUCCCAGCGGGGAGCUUAUGAUCCUGCAGGACUUGGUGGUAUCUAAGGAGUCCCACUUGAGGCUAUUGAUCGGGCACAGUGGGCAGCUGAUCAGCCAGCUGGCACAGGAAGCCACUGAGGACCUCAGAAAUGCCUUCCUCUGUGAUGUGCAGCUCCGCCUCUCGGUUAAGCUCCGCAGGUGACCUUCCCUGGCCCAGAGUCCUCUAGGGGCUGGCUAGGCCCGUGGACCUUGGGUGCAAUGAUCCCCGUGCAUGGCCCUGAGAGGAGUGCUCGGGCAAGGCCUGCGUGGCCCUUCUGCUGGGCAGGUGAAGCAAGAGCUGCCUCAGACCCACCUGCUCACUGGAGCUGCUCUGGCAGCUGGUGCCGAGGUCCAGGCGCCUCCUGCUUUUCCCAGAACAAGGGCUUGGAUCCCUCUGUCCCAAGCCCUUCUGCACCUUGCACACCCUGCACCAAGCAGAUGACCCGUGUACAGCCCAGCCAGGCCCUUGAUGCCACCCUUCCCAUCCACUUUCUACCCCCUUCUCUGGUGUAUUGGUGAUAAUAAAACGACACAAGGAAGA
This is a messenger RNA of Dromiciops gliroides (monito del monte), 1658 nucleotides long. It is a transcript of the gene ERAL1, whose product is annotated as Era like 12S mitochondrial rRNA chaperone 1. Gene Ontology annotation, cellular component: mitochondrial matrix. The record is from RefSeq and is a predicted model, not a curated record. Gene Ontology annotation, biological process: ribosomal small subunit assembly. NCBI's taxonomy places the organism in Eukaryota, Metazoa, Chordata, Mammalia, Microbiotheria, Microbiotheriidae. The coding region runs from base 45 to 1280 and encodes 411 amino acids. Gene Ontology annotation, molecular function: GTP binding; rRNA binding; ribosomal small subunit binding. The transcript has 12 exons.